UGACUUCCGAGUCUAAAAGAGCCUCAAAACGGUCUUUGACCACAAGCGUUCUACACCCAAGUCUGGAACCGUGGAAAAUCAACAAAACUGCGUCAACCGCCGAAGCCAUUACUAGCAGGACUACCAGGACAAGGAAUAGACCGCGCUGAUAUGAUCCAUCGGAAAUGGGACGGCAACAGGACCGUUGCGGAUGCCGCUACCACAUUACAACGUUACGGGUACCUUGCCUUACGGAGUACGCGAACAUCUCGAUGGCCCCCCAUUUCAUGAUUGGGCACCAAUUUCAAUUGGUUCCAAGGAUUAUGACGUCCCGUCGGCCCGCCCCAUCUCAGGUCAAAACUUGCACUCAGGCGAUCUUUUUUGCUGCUAGAGAUAAGAGUUUUAUCUGUUAUUGAUUCAGUCUCUCUCCAUCUCUUUUCAGUGCGACGCGCUCAGAGACCUUUCUUCUUUUUUCCCCCUUUUCCACAACUUUUCAAAGACGGAAUGCUUCCCUGCUAGCAAUAACGACGCUGGAGGCGUCGAACUUCAUGAGAAGAAGUGAUUAUACACACAUACCGAAUACCCAGUUAUCCCAAGGGCUGAAGUCCCCGCCGCACACGCGACCCAGAACCGCACAGCACACGACCAAAAACUUAUACUUUAGGCGAUAAGCAACGUUAGUUGUGUUUAUUCUCAACUGCCCGAUGGCCGCUCCACAAAUCACAACACCAACGUCAGCACCCGAAGUUAUUCCGGGCACGCGACGACUCUACGAUGAGAACGGCAACAAUUUACCGGGCGAUGCCUCGCUCCUGAAGCACGGCGACAUCGUCCUUGUGCCUCAGCCCACCGAGAGCCCCAACGAUCCCCUGCGGUGGUCACUGGCCCGCAAGAUCUGGCACUCGUGCCUUGUGCUCUACAUUGUUGGUCUCACAGCUGCUACCUCCAACAAUGCGGGUUCCGGCGCGGAUGGCGUGAACGAGGAGUACGGAAUCAGCUAUGACGCCUUCAACACCGGUGCCGGUGUGCUGUUCAUUGCGAUUGGGUAUUGGACCCUGCUGAGUUCGCCGUUGGUGCACUUGUACGGCCGCCGGCUGGGGUAUCUGAUCUCCAUGAUUGUUAACAUUGGUGGUCUCAUCUGGUAUGCUCGCAUCACCAAUGUUGGCGGCGUGGUUUGGUCGCAGCUGUUUGUUGGUGCUGCUGAGUCAGUCGGCGAGGCGACUGUGCAGUUGUCGCUUCUCGAUAUCUGGUUUGAACACCAGACGGGCAGUGUGCUUGGUAUUUACACCUUUGCAACUGCCAUUGGAACCUAUCUUGGGCCUCUCAUCGGCGCAUACGUAUCAAGCGGCCUCGGCUGGCGAUGGAUCGGCUACGUAGGCACCAUCAUCUGCGGCAUCAGUCUGAUCGUCAUCUACUUUGGUCUCGAAGAGACGGAAUUCAACCGAGAUCGCUAUCUUACCGGCAAUGGCGAACGCUACCCCGUAGACGACGGUAACCGGACUGCCGCCACCGUGGUCCCAGAGAAGACCUCUGCACAGGCAUCAGCCAGAAACUCCGUCACCAUUGAAAGAGACCCAACCUCGGGCCAGGACGCUUCCGUCACCGAGAAGCAGCAGACCCCGCACCUCGCCGAGACGACGACGGGCACCGACCACGGAUCCAUGGUCUCGACUACCGCGCGUGACCGCAUGGCCUUCUCCUACUCCCGUCGCAAGACGUACUGGGACCGCAUCCGCAUCAUCACGCCGGCGCCGAACCUCCAGGGCACGGGAUUCAAGCAGUAUCUCUUCCGCCUCUGGCAUACCCUCCGAGUCUUCACUUUCCCGGCGGUAUGGUACGCGGGACUCCAGUGGGGUCUGCAGAACAUCUGCUUGACGUUCUACCUGACGGUCCAAGAGGACUGGUGGUAUGGCCCGCCGUGGAACUACUCUGCGGCUGCCGUGGGUAACAUGAACCUGCCAACGCUGAUUGGAAGUUUGAUCGGAUGUAUCUACGGCGGUUACGGAAGUGACCAGUUCAUGCUGUGGAUGAUCAAGCGGAACAAGGGCGUCAUGGAGUCUGAGUUUCGGCUGUAUCUGAUGGCGCUCUGCACGGUGAUCUUCCCGACGGGCAUGUGGCUUUUCGGCAUCGGGAGCGCGCGAGGCUGGGACUGGCCUGUUCCGUAUGUUGGGUUGGGCUUCAUCGGUUUCGGGUACGGCUGUGCCGGAGACUUGAGCUUGGCGUAUCUUGCCGAUUCUUUCCCUGAAAUGGUAUUGGAAGGCAUGGUAGGUGUGGCCGUCAUCAACAACACGAUUGCCAUGCUCUUCACCUUUGUGGCGAGCUACUGGCUGGACUCGGGCAUGGAGAACUGCUUCAUCGCCCUUGGGGUUCUCAGCUUCGUUAUCAUGGGGUUGAGCCUGCCGAUGAUCAUGUUCGGCAAGAGAUCGCGCCGGUGGGCCAAGGAUAGAUACCUGCGAUUUGUUGAUAUCCGUGACGGCUUUUCUAAGUAAGGAAAGAGGGGGGCCUGAAAGAUGCCUUUCGACGGCAUGAGGACGAGUGCAAACGGUAGCUAUGGGUCAAGUUUGGUCCAGUUGUCUACGUUGACGAGGCGUUUGCUCUGUGACUGCACGGUCAAAGAUGAUAGAAAGCCCUGGCGUCUUGGCUGGGCAUUAGGAUUCCACGUUUACAAAUGAGAAUAG
Messenger RNA from Colletotrichum scovillei, 2657 nucleotides. RefSeq names its product major facilitator superfamily transporter. The record is from RefSeq and is a predicted model, not a curated record. The transcript has 3 exons. Gene Ontology annotation, biological process: transmembrane transport. NCBI's taxonomy places the organism in Eukaryota, Fungi, Ascomycota, Sordariomycetes, Glomerellales, Glomerellaceae. Gene Ontology annotation, molecular function: transmembrane transporter activity. Bases 684 to 2468 code for a protein of 594 amino acids.